Molecule: messenger RNA, 15620 nt
Organism: Lymnaea stagnalis (great pond snail)
Lineage: Eukaryota; Metazoa; Mollusca; Gastropoda; Lymnaeidae
Source: the annotation of a GenBank genome assembly
GGGAUAGACUGACAAUGUUGUAGUAAAAAGUGAAAGAAAAGGCUAGCCUUCACUUGAAGUUAGACCCCGUUCGCGUUUUGUUAUCCGUUGUCGAAAUUAUAUUUAUAUCGCGAAAAUAAAAUGAAUCAAGGGACUAUAAGUCCCGAAGAAUGAUUGGUCCUGGUUAAAGAAAGAAAGGGCGGAGAAAGAAUGGAACACGACCGGAGACAUCCGAUGGCGAUGAGUGAGUCCUUUUGUUUCUUGUUUGUUAUAUUUUAUUUUUUUAUUAUUUUUUUUUUUUAAAUCAAUAUUCUGGAUCCGUUUGUAUUUAUUUGAUUUAUUUAGAAAUGAUAAUUUAAAGUUCAACAAAAAGUUAUAAUGAAUUCUGAAAAGCAUUGAUAUGGAACUGCCAUUGAUUUAUUUUGCUGGCUGAGCAGUUCAGUGAGUGUGUCAAGUGCGUGAGACAUCACUCAUUACUGGAAUCAGAUGUUAAGGUCUAUGACUCCAGGCCAGUCCACCACUGUUCUGUACAGAACUAGGUCCUAUGUAGACGAGGCCAACUUUAUUAGUAGCUUGAAUGUUUGUUUUAGUACUUCAGCAGCAUUGUUACUCCACUACUACUACUAGAAUCUUCACUUCAUGCAAAGUUACAAUCUAAAAGUAUCAGUAGGUCCUCACAUUUUUAGUUCACUGUACCAUGGAAACCAUGAAAAAAGAAAGUGAAACAAGGUUUGGGAAAACUUGGAAAAAAGCAUGUUAGAAAUUUUAAAAAAAUACUUUGACAAGAAGCAUUCUCAUUCUUCAAUGAACAAAUACCACAAAUCUAAAAAUUAAAAUAAACUAAACACUUUUUAUGUAACAGGAAUGUUAUAGAAAAUGAGAAGGUAAGGGACUUAAUAUAGGCAAUAGGGCAGGGGAAGGAAGAGAGGAAAAGUAAUUCCAGAGGAAUUGAUUGUAAAAAGGAGAGGGCAGAGUAAAGAUUUAACAAGUAAUGGAGAACAUGAUUUCAUGCCAAGUUCAUCCUGGUGGGCGUAUUGGUACAGGAAACAAUGGCAGUGAUGGCCAAGUUGCUAGAGCUUUUGUGGUCACUUCUAUUGAGGUGUUUUGAGAUAGUAAACUGUUUAUCUUUCGCAAAAUUUUGAAGGCGUUCAGUAAAUCUGUCCAAGAGAUUCAGUCCAGUCUUAUCUGCUGAAAACUACCAUAAGGGAAUGUGUUGAGUCUGGAUGACAAAAUGGCAAGUUUUGCAAUGGCUGUGUCCAUAUGGCCUGGUUCCUAAGUGGAAGGGGGUAGCACAGGGGUGGGUGUGAGCAAGAUCUUGCAGAUUUUUAUCUCUUGGGAACACAUUGAGAGGCAGGGUUGAGAAAAUGUUAUAGGUGUCAUAAUGCUCUUUUUGGCUUUGAUUAGAUAAAAAAGAAGCUUUGGUUGAGACCUGAUUUAGGUGACGAUAUGCUCGGGUUGAAAACUGAUUAGUUGACGAUAAGCUCUAUUUGGAGCCUGAUUAGGUGAAAAAAGCUCAGAUUGAAACCUGAUUCGGUGACAAAAUGCUCUGUUUGGAACAUGAUUAGAAUUAGGUGAAAAAGGGCUCUGGUUAGAACCUGAUAAGGUGACAAAAUGAUUUGGGGGUAAUCUGAUUAGAUGACAAAAUGAUUUGUUUGUAACCUGAUUAGGUGAAAAAAAUCUUUGUUUGCAACCUGAUUAGGUGGGGCAAAAAGCUCUGGUUGAAACACACUAGAUGACAAAAUGCUCUGUUUGAAACCUGAUUAGUUGAACAAUGUCAAAAUGAUUUGGUAGCAACCUCAUUAGGUGACAAAAUGCUCUGGUGGAUUUGUUUGCCUUCUCUUAGAUGAGUUGCCAUCCUAGAUUGAGUCCCAACUACCUGGGGUGCAGGUGUUGUUUUUGCUUGUCUAUUUGUCUAGCCUUGGAUUGACUUAGUUUAAACCACUUGACAUAGAGCACAAAACAAUACAUAUCCAAACAUUUUUUAAAAUUUCGCCACUUAGGAUGGAUUCUUAAAACCAGAGAAAAAGAAAUCAUCAAAUCCUAGAUAAAUGAAAAAUUUGUAUUAAUACAGUAUAAUAGAAACAUUUAUUAAACUGUUAUUUUUCUCUCCCUAUUUGCUAUUUUAUUUCAAAACUUUAAAAACUCCUGAUCAUCUAUACGAUUUUGAUAAAUAUGGUCAUUUUAUUGCAAGUUUGAAAGACAAUAUGAUAUACUAGAGUGAUUGACACCACCAUAAGCAAAUUUUUAAAAUCACUUUUUAAUGUUUCAAAAUAAAUUAAAUCCAGAAGGCUACUUUAUUUUAUUUUUUGGGCAGUUUUUGUUUCCCUAUUUAAUCUGUUUAGUUUCAUUUAUUAGUGUUAAUUGAUAUGACAUUCAGUAAAAUAAGUUUUCAUAAUGUCUUUACACUCAUUAAGGUGUGUGCUGUUUGCAUGAAGAAGUAUAUAUUUUAUGUUUUACAGAUAUGAAUGGAAUGGCCCGCCCCAAUCCUCACCCACUCCCUGCUUCCAGUUCAAGUCUUCCUCCAGACUUUGACAAAAAGAGGAGAAACUAUAGGCUGUUAGCUGAUCCUAUGAUUGACAGUAGCAAAGACAAGCUGUAUCGAUUUGAUGGAGUCAAUCCUAAUGUAUGGCAUUUUUAUAGGAAUUUAUUGUUCACUAAAAAUUUUACGCUGUCAAAUUAAUUUUGGUAUACAUUGUGAGAGGACGAAACAAUACUUAACUAAACAUUUAUUUUAUUUAACACCUUAGGAUGGAUUCUUAAAAUUAUAUCUAAGGAUGGUAAAAAAGUAAGUAUAAAAAAAAUACAAGUAAUUGGCUAUUAUGAUUGGAAUUUAUUAUAAAAUGUAAUCAGUGUUUGCGACAUGAACACUAACAUAAAAUUUUUAAUUUGUUAAGGAUGGUCGACCAAUAGACACUAGAGAUCCAAGGCCCAGGUACCAACGAAUCUGUUACAGACGACAGCCAGCUGAUUUGCCUGUGCCUAGAUGGAAAGUAGGUCAUUUAAAAUUUAUUUUUUUAUAAUGCAUGGAAGAAGAAAAAGUUACAAUAUGUAUUUAAUGUUAAAACCACAAACAAAUAUUUCCACACCAGUCAUUAUAGUACAUUUUUAAGUUUCAACUCUUUGACACCAAAAGCUAAUUUUAGCUCAUUGUUUUAGCUGGGAUACCAGGAAUGAUUGCAAAAAGAAUUAUCUUUAAUUCAUGUCACUAUUUACUCAUUGUGGUAUACAUACAUAUAUAAGUUUCCUGAAGGCAUUUCAAAUUUCUUAAAGAAUUAUCUACACCUUAGUUGAAAUUUCUUUUGCCUAAUGUCUUGAGGCUUUUUAUUUUUUUUUAAACCUUAACUAAUUUUUUUUGCUGAAUUUGUCUAGUAUGACCAGUACUAUGUUGGAACACCACCCGCCAAAGAGGUGACAUUCAGCAAUCUCAAUGACAAUAUCAACAGAGAUUUUCUAGAGAACAUGGUCAAAGGGUUUGGCAGAAUUGAAGACAUCAAGAUAUACUACCAUCCCAGAAACAGGAAACACAUGGGCAUUGGAAAAGUGAGAACUGAUAAAUGUGCUUGCACUGUUAUAAAAAUAAAGUCAAGUUUAAAUUUAAUUGAACAACCCCUAAAGACAAAGAAAGUUUUUUUGUAUAAAUCCUUAUCAAGCAUUUUUUUAUUAAAUUAUUCCAUUAACAUUCUAAUAUCCCACCCGCUUUUUCAUAUUCGCUUGAAAAACAGGAAAAACUGAUUUUUAAGGGAUUGAGUUGGGUUGAAAUUUGAUAGUAUUUGUUGUCAUCAGUAAUGGGUCUAUGGGCUAAGUUUCAGCUCAAUAAGUUGAAGGGAAGUGGGUCAAGUAACCAUCCAAAGAUUUUGCCACACACCCAAAGAGAAAGAAGGAAACACGAACAAAAACUAUGUUAAUAUAAAGGAUUUUAAAAAUUAUGGCAGAAAGAAGACAGUGUAUGAACAAUUAAUGUAUAGAAUUCUUUAAACUAACUGAACUUCGAAUGUAUCCUUAAUAUUUUUGUAGUUAUAUAUUUCAUUUAAAAUUUGAUUUACUUGCAUUAGUAUACAUGUAAACUCCUUGUUACAGGUGGUUUUUGCUCAGUCUAAAUGUGCCAGGGCAUGUGUGGAAAAACUUCAUCGGACAUCUAAAAUGGGGAACAUUAUGAAUGUCUUGUUGGACACCUUGGGUAAGUAUAUGCUGAUCCAAACUUUUUAUCUUUUAAAAAUUAAGUUAAGGUUGGUUUGGAUUAUUAGACUUCAUUGUUCAAUUACAUACCCAUUGCUCACUAAAGCUUAACUUAUCACACCUUGUUGAAUAGAAAUUAAAACUGAGAUCUGUUUAAAAGUUACUAUUAAGUUAAAAAUAAUGUAUUUCCAGGUAAAGAGCGACAAAGAUUGAUUGAUCAGAAACUGACAGACAGACCAAGAAUUGAACUAGAUGCAGCAAAUUUAGCCUCUCAAAUGUCAAGGACAAGUAGUGUUGACACAUUAGAAAGGUUUGAUUACAUUGAACCAGAGAGCGAUAAAAAGUCAUCUUUCUUAAAGAAACGCCAACGGGAUCAGGACUCACAGCAGGGUGAUAGUAUAGGAACAGCACCAUCUGAUAAUGCCAGUACAUCCUCUCAUUCUUCAGACCUUACCUUCAAUGCAGGAACACCAUUCAGUCAAAAUAGUUUCACACCGGGCCCUCCUGUUUUUGAUCCACAUCACCCACUGUAUAUGCCACCUGGUGAACCUCAUCCACCAUUUGGUCCUGAUUUUGGAUUCAAUCCUUCUGUUCCCAUGCCCCCGUUCCACAAUCAGGGUUUGCCGCCACAUCCUCAAACCCCCAGCCAUCAUGGCCCGCCACCUAUGACUCCACAUCAUCCACUGUUUAAUGACAAUUAUGGCCCACCUGUUCCUCAUGGGCCUGGACAUAUGCCAUUUGAUAUGCAGCCACCAUUUCACCAUGAGAUUCCAAAUAGCAUGCACGGUCCUGGUCCACCUCCGCCAGUAUUUAAUCAUCCAUGCAUGGAUAAUAGAAUGGAUGAGAGGGACUGGCGUAGAGGUGGUCGGCCCGGUAUGGACACACCGUCAUCUUCAUUGUCAACUCCAAUGUCUGCCCCGAGUCCAGUUCCCAUGAACAAUUUCCCCCCAAGAGGCAGAGAUCCCAGAUCAGAAAAGCCUCCACCAUUGGAAGCACCAAGAGAGAUUCCAACAGAAAAGCCAGUGGCUCUCCCAGACACCCCUGAUGCAGAUAAUGAUGAGGAGCCUCGAUUCAUGAGUUUAGAGUCCAGAAUUCAAAGUCUUCUUCAAGGUGGAGCUGAAGCUGAAGAUAAGGAUGAUGGUAAAUCUGGGAUUGAUCAUCAUGCUGAAACUGUUAUUCCUCCACCUGCACAAAUGGCAGCUUCAAAGUCCCACAUCCCACCGCACUCUCAAGAAAUGAUACCAUGGGACCCAAAUGGUUUACAUAUGCAUCCACCACCACCAGGGCAUAUGCCAUCUCAUCAUCACUUGCCUCCACACCAUCCCUCGCUCAUGCAGCCUCUACCACCAGGUGUCCCACCAGGCCAUAUGGGACCCCGCCCACACAUGGACUUAUGGCCAGGCAAUGGUAACCCCGCUCAUCCAAAUAUGCCUUGGCCUCCAUCUGCCAUGGAUGGACCACUUGCUCAGCAGCCAUUUGAACCUCCAAGAUCUCAGCAUAUUAAAGAAGGGCCUGGUAAGGGCAGGGGAAAAGGUAAAAAGAAAAAUAAGAACAAAGGCGGGGGCAAAUUCGGUAGACAAAAUCCUUCAUUUCUGCCACCAGAGGUGGUCCCCCGCCUACCCGUUUGUGACAAUAACAAUAAACGUGAUAAUAGACGAGAAAAACUUACAGGUGACACAUCACCCCAUUCUCUCAUGGAACUUGACUUUAAGUCUCCAUUUUCAGAGGAGGCACAUCACCCGUCCACCAAUGGUCAGAUGAAUAGCAUAGACAUGGAGGAUGAUAGAAUGAGUUUAGAUUCUGUCAGUAGUGGGGAUGAAAGACUGGAGGUGAACCCUUCGAGUGGAUCACAACAGCCUUUCAAUGGCGACUGGCGCAAUCACCAGCACGGAUUCGAUAACUUUGGAGUGUUCAGUCCAGACUAUGAUCCAGAUGCGGAUUAUGUGACUCACAUGUUUUCCACCGUGCUGAAUGAGUUUGUGAAAGAGCUUAAGAGCAUUAUGCAGAGGGACUUGUGCAAAAAAAUGGUGGAGACUUCUGCUUUUAAAUACUUUGAGACGUGGUGGGAUCAAGAAGAAGAAAAACAUAAGGUGAUCAUCUGUGCUAUUGUUUUUUUGAUUUUUAGUACAUGUACAUAUGGAAAUCAAGUUAGAACGCUUUGUCCAUUCCUGCAAAGUUCAAUUAUAUUAAAAGGAACACAUGAAAACAUUAGUAUAGUUUAUUCUUCUAAAUUCUUUUCUAGCUCUAAAAGGAAAAGGUGUGUUUUUAAGCUAACCUGACAGUCAACCGACAAAAUCAGUCACAAAAUCUACCAUUGGUUGCUAUAUUCUGUUACCAUAAUAACUGGAUGGUUAAUCUAAAUAGAAAAUAUUGGUGUUAUUUUUCAUUUACUUGAAUUCCUUACAAGGGUGAGGCAAACAAUGUGCCUCAAGUUGACAAUGGGAAAGGGCACAAAAUUGAUUAAAAAUACUUAUUAUAAAUUAAAGAAAAGGUAAUAGGGGGACAGAUUUAUGCUACUGCCUCUUGUGAAAAUAACGCUAGCCACAGAAACUUGAAUACAUCUUAAAUAUCUGUUUAAAACAAGCUUAUUGUUAGUUUUAAUUGUAAACAAGAGAAAAUAAAAUAAAUUAUUUUGCAUUCUUUGUAGACUGUAGCCAACUUUGUAACUUGUUCUUUUGAAUGUGAUUUUUAAUUUGGGUUAAUGUAUGUGUCAAUAAACUCAAGAGGUACAUUUAUUUUUAUUGAAAAAAAGAUAGUACUAAAGGAUUUUUAAAAUGAUGUCAAACUAUUGGUUUAUUCGAGUUCUUACAAAGUUUGACGUAGUUAACCCUAUAACUGUCAAGUGCAUUUGUCUGUUAGUGUCAAGCCAUUUUUAGCAUUUUCAUAUACUUCUCAAAAAUGAUAAAUGAAUUCAGAGACCUUCACAAGUAUACAUUUUCUGAAAGUAUAUCUGACAAGGUAUUAUUUGGUAUAAAAAUAAUUUGUUUUAUAUUAUGUAUGUUGAUUUUGACCUUUACAGAGUGAGUAAAAAUUUUUUACUCAAAUUCUUAAUUCAACUUACCCUAAAUACUCCAUAAAUUGUUCAAAUUAUAGUAAAAUCAAGUUUAUUAGAUACUAGAAGCAAUAUUCUUUCUUAAGAAAAUUGUAAGUUCGAGGUAUUUAUGUUGAAAAUUGUAAUAUAGGUGGAAUUUUUUUCAUCAUACCUUCAAAUUUCUGUCAUGCCAAAUACAAUGGGGAAGGCACCAAAUGAGUUGAAAAAUUCCUUUUUAAAUUAAGUUAUUAAAUCCUAUUUUAUUACGUGGACAAUUUCUGAAAUCAUUGCUUUCAGUUUAAUCCAUCUGAAAUAAUUCCAAUAAAGAAAGUCUGUGUUGAUUUUGCGAUCUAGAAGGGGACCCUCUCCAGCAUCAGACAUGGCAGUAAAAAGAAAUUGAGCAAAUGUCACACUCUAUUAAUCACCCAAAAAAUCUGUUAUAAAAGCAUGCACACAGAAAGAAAGUAAAUCGGGAGCAAACCCAUUUUAUAGAAUGACUUCCCCUUAACCAAUUAACAUUAAAUCAUUCACAAUGCUAAUGACGACUUUGGCUAGCAGCCGCUUACAUCAGUGUGACACUACAGAAAGGGGUUUAAUGGCUGAAGAUCGGUUGUCAUGACAGUUAUAGGGUAGCUCAUUUUGAUUUUCAGUCUUGAAAUACAGCAAAAAUUUAUAUUUUUUCUACUGGUAUAAUAUGGAAUCUUAAAUCUAAAUUUUAAAAAAAUGGUAGCUGUGGAAAAACUAAAUUAUUGAGCUUUUAAAAGUAACAGUGAGGUGAAUGUCCCAAGAAGUAUAUGCACUCUUAAUAAUUAUAAAUCAGUGGAGGAAGGGUUGUAGAUUGCUUUCUAUCUAGUGAGGGACAUCUUUUGAGUUCACUAACCCAUUUUUUAAAACAGAAUUAGCUGCCACUGUUAUGUGCUAUACAAGCCAUGGGGAAAUUAUAAGGAUUUCUUUUUUGUUGACUGAAAGUUUUCAUUUCUCCACUUUUUGAAUAUCACUGUUCACCAACAUGCAGUGGUUAAAAACUGCGAUGUGAAGCAUAGUAUUAUAAGUUAAAAUUCAUCUAAAUGUUAUAUAAAAGUACUUGGAAAAUUGUUACAUUGUAUUAAAUAUGGUAUGACUCUUCUGAGAUCAACUAAGAAAAGCAUCACUUCAGUAUUUCACCAUUUUACAUGCUGAACUCAUUUUAACCCCCUAAAUGAGUUAAACCAAAGUCAAUGCCGAGCUCAAAGACAUCUCAUGUCUUAAAAACUUUUGCUCAGUUAAAAUAAUUUUAAAUACCGGGUAACUGCCUUUUAUGUCUACUGCAUUAUUUUGGAGGAAAAAAUCGGCUGAUUAUUUAACCCUUUAUUAAAAACUAAAUGGGGCCAAUACUUUUAGUAAUAAACAGACAACUGUCUCCAUGUCACAAGCCUUGUGCUACCAAGACAAGGGCCAGCAUUUUUUUCGUAUGAAUUUGUAUUUAAAGAAGAAAUAUGUAUGUUACAGCUUUUGAAAUUUAACACACCUUGUUCCCAGCUUCUAGUUUGUUGCUGUUAUAGGAGGGCCUGCUAAGAGGGUUUUUUUCAUAUUGUUCAUUAUUCUGUAUUUCAAUUUUAAGGUACCUGUAAAACUACCAAAUGCUGAGGAGAAAAAAGAGAAACCGGCUCCGACUGCCCCAGCUGCUGCUCCAGCGUUAACAUCAGCACUGGCUGGACUAUUUGAAGCCAGGCACCCAUGGGCUAAGGAAGGUGGUUUGGAGUCUGGUCUUGGCUUCAACCGGUACAGUUCUGGAGGAUUGCUGGGCAUUCGCUCUGGAUUUUCAAAGCUACCAUCAUUUAAGGUAACUGGGCUAAAAUGUUGUUUAGUUAAUACCAUUCUACUUUUUGUUAUCAAUAGGGUUAAAAAGAGAAGAAUUUUCAUUGUAGGUCCAUGUAAGCUUCAGUUAAUAAUAAUUAACAUUAAUGAUGUGAUAUAGAAGUACGUUACAUUUCCAGUAACAUGAUGCCAGUUUACCAGAUUCAUUUUUUAAAAAUCUGUUUUUUAUCAUAAUGAAUACUUUGUCUUCAGUUCUUUUAUAUGCAUGACAUCUUUCCUGAAAUCUUAUCUGUUAAGUUUCAGUGGCUAACAAAUUUUUUAAAAAUUCAUUGUAAAGAUGUUUCUUAAAAUUAGGGCUUCACAUUAUAUGCCCAUAAAAGCAAAUUUUCAUUUAACAAUGUACUAAAUCUACACAACCUACUCAAAUUCAACGGCCUAGCGUGCAUAGUAUCUGUGGAUGAAGCUGGUUAUGUAAUUAUCACCCCUUGACAGAAUAUUAACAUAUUUUGUUGAUUUAAAUUGUAUUAUUGAUAAUGGUAUAGGAAAAAAAAUUGAAGUUUGCAUUAUGCAUGGAUAAUGCUUUUAAUGUUUUGUUUUCAAACAAGAUUAUUAUGAACAUUUUUUGAGAUUGCUUCUGUUAAUUUUUGUGAUUAGAAAAAGGCCCCCGAACCAGCCCCAGCAGAGGAAGAAGAUGAAGAGCCUCAAGAUAAAUCCAAUGACAGGAAAGAAAACCAUGAAAAGGCAUCCAUGUCAGACGAUGAUGAAGAUGAUGAGGAUGACUAUUCAGAUCUUGGAGAGACUUCCAAAGCUUUGGGAAAGAAACUUCAAAGAAAGAUUUAUAGUUCUGAUGAGGAUUCUGAAGAGAACAAAGCUGGUUUGCAUAGUUUUUUUUAUUUGUUAUUUAUUUCUUAUGGAAUUACAUUGAUUACUUAGCUUCUGUGCUGCCCACAAUGCAACAUUUUUUUUUAUUAGGAAUAAUUAUUAAAGAUGCUUGAUCUCGACCAUUGUUGCCUUUGAUCAUAAAAAUUGUAAAACCUUUUCACGCUCAAAGUUUCUUAGUCCUGCAAUCACUUGGUUAUCUUGACCAUUCUUAUCCAUUGGGCAUUUGGCCAUGUCUGAUAUUUUCCAGAGGCCAUUAUGAAAAAUGUUCAUGUUUUUUUCAGUUAAUAUAGGUUGUUCUUUAAUUAAAAAAUUGCAGGCACUAUUAAAAUAUUAACUGAACAUUUUAUAUGAUAAAGAUAUAUGCCAGAAUAAUCAUUUUCCAAAUAAGUUAGGGGGAAAAAACUUAAUUAUUUGAAAAAAAAGGGGAAAAAAUAUUCUUUUAAUUUACAAUUUAAUUUUUUAAAAUUGUGUUUAAAAAAUAUUUAUUUCUCAAAAUAUUUUUAGAUGCUGAUGAAGAAAAGGAAGAAAGUGAAGAUGAAGAAGAAGAAGAUAGUGCCAUUGAGAGUAGUGAAGAAGAAAGUGAAGAAGAAGAGGGUGAAGAAAGUGAUGCUUCAGAUGAUGAAAUGUCCUCAGAGGAAGAGGAUGUAAAGAAAGCAAAGAGGAAGACCAAGGUUGAAGAAGACAAAGAUCUCUCCUCACUGUCUUCUUUGUCAUCUGAUGAGGAAGAAGAAGAGGAGGAAGAAACAGAAGUAAAACCAUUACCAAAGAAAGCAUCACUUGAUGAAGAAGAAGAGUAAGUAAUAUUUUAUUUAUUUGCAUGCAAAGAAUCUCAGCUGGUGCUCGACGUAUGUUAAAAACUGUAGAUUGUAAGUUUGAAAUAUUAUGUGAACGUUUUUCAUUGCAAUUAAAUUAUAUCUUUCCUUUUUAAAAAUGUUUUAAUUAAAAAACUAUCUUAUUUCAUAAUCCACUAUUUUGAUUGUUUGUAUGAAAAGCUUGUUCUGAAUCACUAUAUUGUUUUAUCACAGGGAUGAAGAGUCUGGUGAGAUCAAAUCUGAAGAUGAAUGUGAGGAUAAGGAGUGAGUAUUUUCUAUUUACAAUCAUUGCAUUUGAAAUUUAAUCUUACGACUGGCAAAUAAUUUUACUAUUAGACUAUUUUUCCUAAAAGAAAUGACAUUGAUUUUUUUUUUUGUAUACAAGUUCUUCUAUUUUGGAUAUCUUGGGCAAUUCAACAAGUUUUAUUCCAAGUGUUUAAAACUGCUAUUUUACAUUUUUAUUUUAAAAUGAGGUUCAAUCUUGAAAUUUAAAAAAAAAUAAUUUCUUAGAGCAUAUGUUAAUACAUAAUGUAUUUUUUAAGGUGACCUUAAGCUUUUCAUUUUGCAUCUGCACUUUGGCAUUGUAAAUUUCUUGCUUUAGAGUGAUAGAUAUUGCUAUAAACUUGUUAACUUCAAUAAGAUGAGGGUGAUAUUUAUUCCUAGCAACUUUUUGUGCAUAUUCAGAUAUUCCAGUGAAGAUGCAAAGACAAAGUCUCCAGCCCGAAGUCUUACACCUAUCGAGGAAGAAAAUAAGAAAAAAGAAGCAGAAAGUUCAUCAUCAUCCUCCGAAGAAGAAGAAAAGGAUGAAAGCGAUAUCAAAAUUGAAGAGAACAUUAAAGAAGAAAAACCACGUUUUGAGGAACCAAAACGACCCCCUCCCAUGCGAGGAAGAGGGGGCAGACGGGGACGUGGAGGUCGACGGGGGCGAAGGAGAAGCAGUGAAUCAGAUGAGGAUCGUCUUACAUUCCUUAAGGCUGACAUGAAAGAGGAGAGGGAAGAAGAUGGAAUUCCCGAUUCCACAGACACUGAGGCAGCUGAAAUGUUGAUGGCCCUUGCUGGUCACAAACCUGCAAAAUCUAACUCGGAAGCUGAAGACUCUCAUGAAAUUACAUCUGAAGAAGAGGAUCGGAGGAAAUUCUUUAACUCUGCCAUUGCUGAACAUGACUACUUCUCCACAAAGCCUCUGGGGGUUGAAGACAACCAUGAUUCUGAUUCCACAGAUUCGGCUGAUGAUGAUGCUAUUAGAAUCACCCAGGAAAUCUGGAUAGAUCACAACUACUGCCUGCCUUCUGCUCAUAUGAAUGUGAGAGAACCAGAAACUUCAAAACACCAUCGUGCUAGUGAGAGAGACAGAAGGGAAAUGGAAGCUAAAAUUGAUGCUACAAUUGAUGAAGUAAUUUCAUUGGCACAUAAGAAAUCUGAGCCUAAAAGGAAAUCCCCUGUUGCUGCUGAUGGCAGGAAAGCUAAAGCUAAUAAAAAAUUUAAUGAUCUUACAAAUAAACCAAAAGUCAGCCGGGAACUGGCGAAUAUAUUAAUGGACGUGGAACCUAAACCUCGGGUGACCUUCACACCAAGAUCAAUACACGAAGAGAGACAGGUAUUUUUUGACAUCUAUCACCAUGGCAUGGAUGAUGAAGAUAUUCUUUAUCUUAAAAAAACAUAUGACUCAUUGAUGCAGUCAGAUGAUCCCAUGUUUUAUUGGCUUAAUGAUAUCUUGUGGGUUGAUCAUCCCCACACAAGGAUACCUGAUCCGCCUAGAAAGAAGAGACGAGUGGAAGAAUCUGUUCGUGUUCACAAAUCAGGUGAGGGUUACACAUUAUUUGUGUGAUUAUAUAUAGACUCUAAUUGUUUAAAUAACAGUUUAUUAAAUUGUGUCUUUUUUUGGAUUAAGUUUAAUAAGUUUUAACUUUUAAUACACAAAAAUUUGAGAUAAUAAGAAAGGUAUUCCGUUGAGACCCAGUAGUUGAAAUCCAAUAAUCUAAUUAUGUUGAAUAAUUUUAGUUUUUGCCCAUUUGGGUUUUUGCCUGCGGCCACUCUGACAUAUAUUCCAGUGCAUAACAAAAGUCAACAGAAAAUGGUAAUUGCCUUCAAAACGAAUGAAGAAGACAGGAUUUUGAUGUCACUUAAAAAAGAAAUGAAAGCUGAAUUAAAAUAUUUAACAUGUACCACAUAAUGUAAAGUCACAUUUUAUAAUGUUUAAGAAAAUUUCCCAUAUCCCUAUAAAACAGUACCAAUUUACUCCCAUCUGCAUAAUUCCUAAUCAUUUGUCUGAAAGUAGAAGUUUUACAUUAACGUGUAAGUAACAUGAAACCAAAAGUUUGUAUUUUGUUCAUGAAACAAAAGAAGACUUAAUUUGGCAAAGCUAUAUCUUAGAAUGAGCUUGUUUUGAAAGCAGAUGUAUUGGCAGACAGUUGAUAAAGUGUUAAAAAUACACAUUAUGGGACGGAUGAAUAUAACCUUUAAAAGCACUAAGUGAAUCGUGUAUGAUGGAUCAUUGCCAUUCUUUCAAUAUAAAACUGAUUUAUCUUCCCAAAUGUCAGGCUCUGCCCGGACUGAAGGACAUUACAAGAUAACUCUUGAUGAAAAGAUGAAAUAUUUAAGCAAUGCCAAAAAUUUAACUGUUCACCAACAGAUAGCUGCUGAGGAUGAAAAGCAAAUGGUAAACUAACUAGAUUUAGCCUUUAUAAAUGGAGAUUAUUAAAGUGGUCAAGUUGAUCAUUAAUGUGGUUAAGAAUUGAUGUAGUUUUACCUUUUCCGAUAUUACAGCAUAUCAAAAUACAUUUACAUCGAGGUGUGAUUUUUAAUCUGCUCCAGGGGAUUAAAGUAUUUUUCUCUCCUUUAUAGGAGGAUGUCAAAAAGAAGCAACAGACAUCCCGAGAAGUUCGUAAUGAGAACCGACGGUUGCAGGCAGCCAUUGCACUAUUCCAAGAAAAUCUUGAAGUCAGUGACCUGCUCAAGUUCAAUCAGCUUAAGGUAAAACAAUUUUUAAAUUUUUAUACAUAAAAUUCUAAGUAUAAGUUAAAAUUAGCAUUUCAAUUCACAUCCUUAAAUAUGGCAAACACUAACUGUAGUGAUUAAAAUUUGUAAUGCCAACUUUAUUAAUUAAGACAACUAUGGGACUGAGGCCAGAUUUUUUAAUCCUUACUGUAUGAAAAUGUAAAAAUUACAUUAUUAUAUCAGCAUCGUAGCAAAAUGAUUAUACAAAUUUUCACUCAUUUUUCUCCCAUCCUAAUUCAAUUUUUAGUUCCACAGUGGAUUAUGUUAUUGUCUUAGCACUACAAUUUUGCAAGGGUAAAAUCACAAAAUUGAUCUAAUGCCAUAUGUUCUUAUGAACAUUUUCAGUUCCGCAAGAAACAGCUAAAAUUUGCAAAAUCUGGAAUCCAUGACUGGGGCCUGUUUGCCAUGGAACCAAUAGCAGCAGAUGAGAUGGUGAUUGAGUAUGUGGGACAAGCUAUCAGGCAGCCAAUAGCUGAUCUACGCGAGAAACAUUAUGAGCAGACCGGCAUCGGCAGCUCCUAUUUGUUCCGUGUAGAUCACGAGUCCAUCAUUGAUGCCACCAAGUGUGGAAACCUGGCCCGGUUCAUAAAUCACAGCUGCAAUGUAAGUUGAGAUCCUGAGAGAAAACCCCAAAAAAAUCCAAGACCAUGGGGGGCUUACAUUUUCACCAAAAUGUCACAAGAGUACAAGGACUAAUUUAAAUUUGUUGGGGUGUACAGUCUAUCGCAAAUGCCUAUUAUAAUAUUAAAAAUAGACGCAGCAGCAAAAUCAGCUAUUUCCAACUUCCCCCCGAAAAUUCAAUGAUAAACAAUCUAAUCAAACAAAUUUUUACAUUUUUUUUGUGUGUAUUUUUUUGGAUGUCUUUAUCAAGACAUCAGUGUUCAUUUAAAAUAUUCUCAUUUUACAUUUCAAUGUUUUCCCACAUAACUUGUAACAGAACUGGAGUGUUAGUAAGUAAAUCAAGAUGCAUUAGGUUGAUUUAAAAAAAAUAUAUUAAAAAAUUGUUUGCUUUACUUUACAUAUUUGUAUGCAAUAUUUUUUAUAUGCCAUUAAUAAAUAUAAUUGACCAGUGGAUAAACCUCAAGAUAUUUAAUUCCAAGUUUCUUUACUUUCAGCCUAACUGCUAUGCAAAGAUCAUCACUGUAGAUGGACAGAAGAAAAUAGUUAUCUAUUCCAAGAGGGACAUUGAUGUCAAUGAAGAGAUCACAUACGAUUACAAGUUUCCGUUUGAAGAGGACAAAAUUACAUGUCUCUGUGGUGCUCAAGGGUGCAGGGGUUAUCUUAAUUAAUUUAUUUUUAAUAAGGACAGCCCACCACCUUCAAGACCUCUGGUUUACUAUUCUGUUGCCAUACUGCUGGUGCUGCUUACAGCAGGAGAUUUGCCUGGAGCCAAAAAGCUGCUGUGGCAGUGACCCAAACUUGACCCUGAUUAAGAUAUGUUAAUUUUUUUUUUUUAAAUAACUAAAAAAAUUGAGAGAAAAAUCAAGAGCAUCUUUAACCCCAUAGGAUUUAAAAUACUGGAAAAAUUAAUUGUUGGAAUAAAAUAUUGAAAUGCUUUUGAUCAGGUAUGAUGUACCAACCAUUGAAUAUACAUAAUUACUUUUUUGCAGCAGAAUGAAUUUUGUAAGAUAAUGAAAAUUAGGUUGGCUCGUGUAAACUUACAAGCAUAUCAAAGAACAUAGUUUCUGAGACCAAAAUUUUGCACUUAAACAAAUUUCAUUGGGCUUUUCAAGUGGCCUUAUCAUGCUGACUGGCUAGGGAGAACUGGUCCAGAAUUAUUUUUUGCACAUUACAAUCCAAGAUGACGAUGAAUAAAGAAGAAAAUGGAAUGCAAGUUUUUAAAUCAUUAUCAAAGUGAAAUGCCCCGAGUUAGAUUGGUAAGACAUGAAACUCAGAGGAAUGAGUUCUCAAUUUUAAAAUGUUUUAUUGACGCAACUAAAUUGCUG